This is a messenger RNA of Epinephelus moara (kelp grouper), 3576 nucleotides long. RefSeq names its product cadherin-24-like. The transcript is spliced from 14 exons. Gene Ontology annotation, molecular function: cadherin binding; calcium ion binding. Gene Ontology annotation, biological process: multicellular organism development; calcium-dependent cell-cell adhesion; homophilic cell-cell adhesion. Gene Ontology annotation, cellular component: adherens junction; plasma membrane; catenin complex. Bases 1 to 3333 code for a protein of 1110 amino acids. Lineage: Eukaryota; Metazoa; Chordata; Actinopteri; Perciformes; Serranidae. The record is from RefSeq and is a predicted model, not a curated record.
AUGGAGAAGCUGAAGAGAACACGGGGCCACUCUAAAUGGGUCACGGAGACUGAAGACGGGCGGUCCGAGCCUCGCUCUCGCCGCCGGAGGAGCUGGCUGUGGAACCAGUUCUUUGUGAUCGAGGAGUACAGAGGGCCUGAGCCUGUGCUCAUUGGGCGGCUGCACACAGAUAUGGACAAAGGAGACGGACGCACUAAGUAUAUGUUGGAGGGGGAGGGGGUGGGCUCUGUGUUCGUUAUUGACGGCAACACAGGCAACAUACAUGUCACCAAGUCUUUAGACCGCGAGGAGAAAGACCAGUACCGCCUCAUCGCAACAGCUACAGAUCGUCAGACCGGCCGAGCCCUGGAGCCCUCAUCUGAGUUCAUCAUCAGAGUUCAGGACAUCAAUGACAACCCGCCUGUUUUCCUUGAUGAACCCUAUGUUGCCAUGGUGCCAGAGAUGGCCAACAUAGGCACGUCCAUAAUCACAGUCACAGCCAGAGAUGCUGAUGAUCCAACAUAUGGAAACAGCGCCCGGCUGGUGUAUGCCAUCACUCAGGGCCAGGACUAUUUCUCUGUGGAUCCUCAGACAGGCGUCCUGCGGACAGCUGUACCUGACAUGGACAGAGAGACACGGGAUGAAUAUCUGGUCGUCCUCCAGGCCAAAGACAUGGGCGGGCAUCUGGGCGGAUUAUCAGGGACUACCACCAUCACUGUGAAGCUGAGCGAUGUCAACGACAACCCCCCUCACUUCAGAAGGAGUGCGUGGUCAUUCUCUGUGUCGGAGCUGGCGGCGCCAGGUGUGGAGGUGGGCCGCCUCACUGCCACUGAUCCAGACCUGGGAGAAAAUGCACAGCUGGAGUUCACAAUCCUGGAUGCAGAGGAGGCCGAGGUAUUCAAUAUAACCGGAAGAGACCAGGAGGCUGUGAUUGUUCUAAACAAGCUGCUGGAUUAUGAAACCCGUAACUCCUACACUUUCUCUGUGGAAGUUGCCAACCCUAUAGUGGAUGCACGGUACCUAAGGAAAGGUCCCUUUAAGGACCAGGCAACAGUCCGGGUCAUGGUGCUUAAUGCUGAUGAGCCGCCGCGAUUCUCUCAGGCUCGGUACCAUCUGGAUGUGUCUGAGAACUGCCCCCCUGUCUGCUCUGUUGGCCGGGUGCACGCUGUGGACCCAGACACAGGACAAAGCGCCAACAUCAGGUACUCCAUCGAUCCCCAGUCAGACCCCGAGGCUCUGUUCCGCAUCGCCUCUGACACGGGCUUUAUCAACACAGUGAUGGAGUUGGACCGCGAGCAGGAGCAGUGGCAUAAUAUCACUGUCAUCGCCACACAGAGGGACAAUCCAAAUCUUGUGUCAAGGGUUGUGGUUGCCAUAGAGACACUGGAUCAGAAUGACAAUGCGCCGGAGUUGGACAGACAGUAUACAACAUCUGUAUGUGACUCCAGUGCCCCGGGUCAGGUAGUUCAGGUCCUGCGAGCCAUCGACAGGGACCAAGGAGUGCAGGACACCCCGGUCCACUUCAGCAUCCCUCCAGAGUCCAGCUCUGCCCUCAACCUAACCAUCAGGGAAAGCGGAGGUGUGACAGCCAGCCUGGUGCUCCAGUCAGCCUUGGAGCCCCUCCCUGGCUUCUCCUCAUCCUCACUCACCCUCUAUGUGCCGGUGGUGCUGCGCGACGGUGCCUCAGGUCUGACCAACACUGGCACGGUCACUGUGACCAUUUGUCCUUGUCUGCGAGGGGGCAUGCAGACAGAGGAUAGAGGGAGACAGAGGGACAGGAGAUGGGAGAGACACAUGGUUUGUCUCCCCGUGCCUUCUGCCUCCCCGUCUCUCAUAUUCAGUUUGGUCACCUUGCUCGCCAUGCUGGCUUGUGUCACCACUCUGCUGGUGGUGUGUGCACUCUCGCUGUCAUUGCGCCAUCAGAAGCGAGACUCCCACUCACCCUUCGAGGAGGAUGAUGUCAGGGAGAACAUCAUAUCCUAUGAUGACGAGGGGGGAGGGGAAGCAGACACCGCAGCUUUUGACAUUACAGCGCUGCAGAGCAUGCACAGAAUACAGCACAUGCACAACAACAGGAACAUAUGGUACACCCAGCAGAAUGCGCCGAGGGCCAGGACGUACAGCUGGAGUCGUAACCCACGCCCCGGCCUGGACCCACAGCAGAGGCCGGGCUCGGCGCCGCUCUACGGACGCUUCUGUUACGGCAUUCACACGCUGCCUGUUCUCAGAGAUUAUCCAGUCGGGCCACUGGAGGCAGGACUGCAGCUAACACAGCUGACCCAUGGGCUCACUGGAGGUCACAUUGGCAAUUCCCUUGUCAUCCAGAACCAGAGCACCUUUGAGCCUCCGCUGCGCUCUCCUGAGAUGAGCCCUGCUAGUUACGAAGCAGAGCACACGCUGGCGAAGAGCAGAAUCACAGAGAGAAAUGAGGGCAGUGAAGCAAACGCUGCUGACACAAAAGAGAAGCAGGAUCAGGCAAAGAUAAACCCACCAGAAGCAGAGUCGACACCAACAGCCACCAACGCUGCCAAUCCGACCCACUGUGACCCAAAUGAGUCUUCAUGCCAAAGUCACACCAGCUCCUCGUCAAACCAGCAAGAGGGGCGACCGGGGUCAUCGCAGACUCAGAUCAGCACUGCAGCCACCAGCUGCACGUUAGAUGACAUUGACACUGAUUCCUCCAUCCCUUCCGUUUCAGAGCGAAAUUAUUCAAAUGGCAGUGAAAUCGGCUCUGUGAACCCUCCUGUUUACCUGAAAGGAGACACGUACAGCAUUGUUGGCUCCCUGAAUCCAAACAGCAGAGGGACGUGUAUGAACGGGACUAGCGGCGGAGGGUUGUACCCAGCGGGAGUGCAGCUACUGAACAUGUGCAGACUCCAGAGUAAGGAUUUGACCCCGCAGCCUUUGUCCUUACCUGGGGGGAUGUUUGGCAACAACAGAGGCUGGGCAUGCGGGGCGGAGCCUGCCAGAGCAGAGGCCACCAACCCGCAGCCCCUCCGUAUGGAAGACCUCCUGAAUAUCCGUCUGGACCAGGUCACCUUUGACCUGUCCCAGCCGCCCUAUGACUCACUGCAGACUUAUGAGUUUGAGGGCCGUGACUCAAGGGCUGAGUCACUGAGUUCACUGGAGAGCGACGGGGAGAAGGACGAUGGGAGAGUGGUCGGAGGGAUGGAGGAGUUAAACCAGAAGUUUCAGAGGCUGGUGGAGAUCAUCAGAGAGAGGGAGAAGGAGAAGGAGGGAGGAGGAGGGGAGACACGAGCGGCCGAGGGAGGCGAGACUGCAGCAGCUGCUCACGAUGAGACUCAUAAACAAAAGGAGGACAAAGAGAAAGAACAGCAGAGAUGGGAUUUCUAGACUGCAAUAAAAGAAAAGUUAGAGAGAGGAGAACUCUUUCAGCAGUGAUGGAUUUUAAACACAGCAGGGGUGGCAAAAUACACAGCCUCUGACAGAGAUCUCCUUGUCCCACACGCCCCUGCCAGGAGGAGAAUCCAGCAGGCUGACAGUACAGUCGAGACUUGUGGUGGAAUCAGUGCACAGCGUAUAGUUUUCACCUCCACUAUGUUUAUAAAAUGCAUAUGGAAUCUGUCACUUUUCACA